UGUUUUCCCAGUUUCCCAUGCACUGGGACACCAGUUUGUGCUGAGAGCUGGAACUCUGCACUGGGAGCAGGGGGUUUAAUUUUAAAAUAUUCCUAAAAUAUUCAGUAGGAUUGAGGGUCUGGCCUGGCUGGGAGAGGGGUGGGAAUUCCUGUGGAUCUCUGUAUCCCCUGGGGAAUGCCCUGCUGGGAUUCCUGGGUGCACUGAGUCGAUCUGAGCUCGUUAAUCUUCCCCUUGUGGGUGUUUUUUUAUCCCUGGCAUGAUCUCCCAUCCACACCUCGGAGCUGUCCUGCCUGUCCAAGCCGCAUGAAAACCGGGAAUCUCCAUCAGAGCCGUGGAAACUGGAGUGAACUAAUCAUUCCUUGGGCUGGGAUUGGUUCUGGGGGCCAAAUGCUGGGCUUGCUGCUGCUCCCCUGGCUCAGCUGGGAGUUCCUGCCCAGCACUGAGGAGAUUUGAAGAUGCUGAGUGGGUUUUUGCUGUAGGGACUCUGCUGGAGCUGAUUUCCAGGUUAUCCUGGAAAGAAGGGGAAAAAGCAGGAUCACAGACAUGGCAGAGCUCUGGGGGUUGGAGAUUUUUGAGUGGUUUAAAUUCCUCUUUUCCUGCCUCUUCCUCUCUGAGCUGUUUGGUUUGUGUGGAUGGAAGAGGGAGGCAACAGAUCCCCAAGGAUAAUGAUUGGGAACAUCCUGCUGAUGUGGAAUUGCAGUUUCCAGCCUGGAUGAGAAUCCAAAGGCUUCAAUCCCAGUUCACUUGGUGCAGUUUCCCUGUUCUCCAGGCAAAAAAAAAAAAAAAGGGGGGGGGUUGGAUUAAUGAGAAACACUUUCCUGUCUCUUCCCAGGGCCACGAUGGGCGUCCUGGAAUAUUGGGGUGUUCAUCUGCAUCCGCUGUGCCGGGAUCCACAGGAACCUGGGAGUUCACAUAUCCAGGGUCAAAUCCGUCAACCUCGACCAGUGGACGCAGGAACAGAUUCAGUGCGUGCAGGAGAUGGGGAACGGCAAAGCCAAUCGUCUCUACGAAGCCUACCUGCCCGAGAACUUCCGGAGGCCCCAGACAGACCAAGCUGUGGAGAGUUUUAUCCGGGAUAAAUACGAGAAGAAGAAAUACAUGGACAGAAGCAUUGACAUCAACGCCUUCAGGAAAGAAAAGGAUGACAAAUGGAAAAGGAGCAAUGAAUCAGAAAGAAAACUGGAACCCAUCAUCUUUGAGAAGGUGAAAAUGCCUCAAAAGAAAGACGAAACGCAGCAAUCCAGGAAAAGUUCCCCCAAAUCUGAGCCAGUCAUGGACUUGCUGGGCCUGGACGCUCCGGUGACAACGCCCGUCACCAACGGCCGGCCCAGCAGCCUGGAGAAGGAUCUGGACCUCUUUGCAUCCGUGGGAUCCAGCUCGGACUCCAGGAGGGUCGUUGGCUCCAUGCCAACCUCUGGAAGCGCCGGCUCUGUUCCUGAAAACCUGAAUCUCUUCCCGGAGCCUGGAGGGAAAGGGGAGGAAGUGGGGAAGAAGCAGCUCUCCAAAGACUCCAUCCUGUCCCUGUACGGCUCCCAAAUGUCCCAGGUGCCAGCUCAAGGAGCGAUGUUCAUGGCGCCGGCUCAGCUGGGCUACCCCGCUGCUCCCUACCCUGGCUUCCCUGGAGUGCCCCCUUCCAGCAGCAUGAUGGGGGGCAUGGUGGCCCCAUCCAUGGGGCUGCUGGCCCAGCCCGGAGCUGCAGGCAUGGUGGCACCCAUGGCCAUCCCAGCAGGAUACGUGGGCAACGUGCUGGGCGUUCCCAACGGGAUGAUGGGGGCCCAGCAGCCCGGCUACGUGGCCGGAGUGGCUGCGGUGGCCCAGCCCGUGUACGGGGUGCAGCCGGCACAGCAGCUGCAGUGGAACCUCGCCCAGAUGACCCAGCAGAUGGCUGGGAUGAACUUCUACGGAGCCAAUGGAAUGAUGGGCUAUGGACAGUCCAUGGGAGGAGGAGGAGGAGCCCAGGGCAGCAAUCCCUCCCUCAGCUCCCCGCUGUGGAAAUGAGCGCUUGCUCGCACGUGACCAUUUCUGCCUUUGUUCUGUUCUCCAAACCCGCUCCAUGAGACAUUCAGGGUUUUUGCUUUCGGGUUUGGGGACCCAGCCCAACCUGAAUUUUUUUCCAUCCCUGAGCUCCAUCUCUGCCUUUCCACUGUCACAGCCACGGGGCCAGCUCGGUGGCCAGGCCGCGAGCGCCCUGUUCUCAGCACAGUCAAUGCACUCGGGGAGGGGAUCCCUCCCUGCACAAAGUUCCACCAGAGCUCCUGGGUAGCACUUCAUGCCCUGCUGGGCACCUGGGUACAGGUGGGACUGGCAAAUCUGGACUGCAUCCCGCCCGGAAAGCCGGGAUUUCUCACUUCAACUCCAGUGUUAGAAUUUUUUUGUGGGGGGGAAGAGGGGUGGGGAACAUCGUUUGGUGCUGAGGAACUGGAUUUAAGCUGAGCCCAGGGGCAAGCAAGCCUUGCUACCUCCUUCCUCCAGCGGAGCUCUCCCUGCUCCCACCCUCCUUGGAACCAAAGUCCUUGGGAAAAGCCCUCUCCCACCCCUCCUGAGCAAGCAGGAAUCUCGCCCAGAGUGGGGGCAAAGCCGAUGGAAUGUGAAAAACUUGCACUCCAGAGUGAAUUUUCUGGCUGGUGUUGGGAUUUGAUGGAAUUCCACUUCUAACAAUCAAUCUAACCAGAGUUAAUUCUCUGGGGCCCAGAGCCCUGUGCAAGUUUUCUUACACUUUAAAAAAUGACUCUGACAUCCUAAUUUAUACUUUUUUCUUUUGUUUUGUUUUGUUUCAUUCUUGUUGUCGUUCCUGUGUAAAAUCCUGGUUCUCCCCUUUCCUGGCUCGCUUGGGACAUUUUAAUCUUAGGCAUAUUUCUUUUCUCAUCUCCACUAGAACCCAAAACUGCUUCAGAAGUCAGCAAGAAGUCGGACUUGUGGUCUGCUCUCUCCUGUGGAUAUGUAAAUUCCCAAAUAAAAUAUUGCAGUGGA
Messenger RNA from Cyanistes caeruleus (blue tit), 2970 nucleotides. The record is from RefSeq and is a predicted model, not a curated record. Lineage: Eukaryota; Metazoa; Chordata; Aves; Passeriformes; Paridae.